Molecule: messenger RNA, 1327 nt
Organism: Protopterus annectens (West African lungfish)
Lineage: Eukaryota; Metazoa; Chordata; Ceratodontiformes; Protopteridae
Product: zinc-binding protein A33-like
Exons: 5
Coding region: 269-1312 (347 amino acids)
Molecular function (GO): zinc ion binding
Source: RefSeq, a predicted model, not a curated record
CGUACUAGCUUUUUCGUGGCCAUGUUUUUCUGAUUACUUAAACAUGACUUGCAUUUAUUUUUUACGAUAAUUUAAUGAUAUUUUUAUAAGAAAACCGCAGAAAAAGUAACUAUAAACACUAAAGAAGUCUAUACAGUACAUCCUAAUAGUGUUUGCUUUCGGAAUGACGUCGUCACUUAAAAUAAAGGUACACACACCCCUUGAACUUUUAUUAGCUUGUUACAGGAAGUUGAAAAGUGAAACGAACUAGCAGCAGGCAGUUGGCAAUAUGGCCCAUUCUAUGCAAUUUGGGGACCUCUUAGAGGAUAUAAAUUGUUCGGUUUGUCUCGAACUGUUUAGUCAUCCGGUGAUACUGGAGUGUGGACACAACUUCUGUAGGGCCUGCAUUGAUGCCGUCUGGGAUAACGCUCAGAGUCUCUCCUGUCCUGAAUGUAGAGAGCAGUUCGCAGUCCGAAAAUACACAGUGAACCGAUUACUUGCUGUUUUGGUCGAGAGAGUCCGAAAACAGGAACAAGACCAAAAAGAUAACACGACAGAGCCUAGGCAAAACGAAGAGGCAGACGAUCAAGGUGCGAGACAAAAGCUUUGUGGGGAGCAUAAAGAAGAGCUGUAUUUGUUUUGUGAAGAAGAUGAAACAUUGGCCUGUUCCAUGUGUAUCCCUGAACAUUAUGGUCACCAUUUCUUACCGCUGCAGAAAGCUGUUAACAAAUAUCAGGAGCAGUUAAAUAGAGUGAUGUCGUCUCUUGAAUACAUUUUAAAGGAGAUCCAAGAAAAAGAAAAGAAACAGCAACAGAAAAUCACAGAAAUCAAAGAAUGUGCACAAAAUCUGGAGUGUCACAUUAGAUCAGAAUUUAUCAUUCUACAUGACUUUCUCUAUGAAAGGGAACAUCAGCUGAUCCAAGAACUCCGUGUGGAAACGUCAGGAAUUCUGGAAAAGAUGGAGAAAAACUUGAAGGAGUUGAGAGACAACAGCAACACCAUUCAGUGCCAAAUAUCUGUUCAGUCAAAAAUGGACCAGCAGGUGUCUUUACUUUUUCUAAAGGGAAUCAAGGACAAUAUGACAAGAGUUAUUGAAGCAGAGAAGGAAAAAUCUGCAGCAUCAUAUGAACUGGUGACUGACUAUGUGAACUUGGGAGUUUACAAGUGCCCCUUACAGUACAAAUAUUGGAAAGAAAUGAAAAUCAUCAUCCAACCUGGUGACAUACAUUUAAAUGUUUUAAUUAUAGACUAUAUGAUAAGAUUAUUAUGUCUGCAAUCUGUAGCUAUACUGGUGAACCAUAAACUUGGCUUUGGGAUGUGGAGGCCUAGCUAAAGUGUAAAUGAAUCA